Ectocarpus sp. CCAP 1310/34 is the source of this 2296-nucleotide messenger RNA. The record is from the annotation of a GenBank genome assembly. Lineage: Eukaryota; Phaeophyceae; Ectocarpales; Ectocarpaceae.
CCCUGCAGCUUUUCUUUCUCUGUGACCCGUCGAGUUGACCACAACAACGAAGUCCACGAGUGGAAGUAAAAAAGGGCCAAUCUCUUGCUUCACCCGGGAGAUAACCACCAGCACACACACUUCAAACAUUUGAAAUUCGUCCUCGUCAUCAUGCACCUGUACCCGAAGCGGGCUCUCCUCGAAGGGGCGGAGCUGGAGAUCUUCAAACUCCUCUACUUCGGCGCCACUCCAGAGCAAUGGGCGGAGUGGCUCCGGGCUCCGCUCGAGCACGCCGCGGCCCGCGGCAAUCUUGGCCUCGUCGAGAGACUGCUCAACGCCGGGGCCAACGGUGGGGCAGGGUGGAGAGGGUGCCGCGGGCGGACAAUGCUCGACGCCGCUGCACUAGGUGGAAACCCGGACGUGGUGGCGACAUUGCUUGCAUCGGGCUGUGCUUCGGAUGUGAACGUGGUGUCGCUGUCGUCGAGGAGGUCCGCCCUGCACGUGGCCUCUGUGUGCGGCCACGAAGCGGCGGCGAAGAAGCUGAUCAUUGCCGGAGCCGACGUUAACAGGGUCGACCCAGGGGAUGCAUGCGUCUCGUUGCAUGUCGCCGUCGAAGGGAGACACGGUGACUUGGUAGACUUGUUACUGAUCGGCGGGGCUUGUCCCAAUUCUCGCACCAUGUCGGGCCGUACCCCGCUACACCUUGCUGCUGCAAGCGGCAACAAUCGUGUUGUGUCCACCCUGCUCGGCAACGCCAUGACCGAUGUCGACGCGCUCGACAGCAGGGGGGUUUCCCCACUUAUGGUGGCGUCUGAAGGAGGCCACUGUUCUACGGUCGAGGCUCUCCUGCGGGCUGGUGCCGACAUGAACCUACGUCAUGCUGGAGGAGCCCAUCUUGGCAUGACGGCAAUGGAUGUAGCGGUAUCAAAAGGACACGUCGGGGUGAUCGAAGCUAUAGUUGAGAACGGUGGAAACGUGAGAGCUACCGACACCUACGGCUUGACUGCUCUACACCACGCCCGCGGGGCACAGGCGGUAGACGUGCUUCUCGAUGCCGGGGCCGACGUGAACGCCAAAGCGUGUCCUGCAUUGCAUGGGUUUACACCUCUCUCCGUGUGCGUCAUGGACAAUAGUUGCGAAGCCGUGGUUGCCCUUUUGAAGCGGGGGGGCAACGUCAACGACACGAACUGCGGUGGUUUGUCCGCGUUGCAUUUGACAUGUGGAAGUCUGUCGCGAGGUAUGGACAGAAUGGUGGACCUCCUGUUGAGGUGGGGGGCGUCGGAAACCGCAGUCAACAAGAACGGUCUAACACCCUCCGACAUCCUUAAAGUGACGACCGCUGAAUACCAUGCACGCGACGCCGGUGGUGAUGGUAGCGCCACACGUUGUGUUGGCGGCAGUGCAACGCGCCAUGACUCGUUGACAAAAGAGAUACAGCGUGCACGAGUGCUGCUGGCGCGUGCUCCGGCGGACAGGACUUGGCGGCGCCGUUGCUGGCUGGUGAUGCUUCGCGCGAGGGCUGAGAGGGGGAGGGGAGCGCCCUCCAGUGGCAGCGGCAGCGAUCGGACAGAGGCAGCGACCGGACGAAAUCUGCCGCGUCACGAAGAGGCGGACGGUGACAACAGUAAAGUGGGGAAAACAGACGCCGGCGCAGUAGGCGAGGGUAGUGGGCCUACGGAUGGCGAAAGGGGUCGUGACGGCAGGGCGACGAGAGGGGCGGCGGCUGGGGAAGGAGGCUUGGUCCCGGCUCUUGUGGGUCUGGAAUCGGAGGAAGUGUUCCGGACGAUCGUUUGCUUUCUGCACUAACAGCUCGCGUGCGACACCGGCGGCGGGCUACAACCUGCGGUAUCCCGUCGAUGUAUGUGUUGGGAUUGAUCCUAGCCCCCCUGGGAUUGUACGUCAUUAAGGCCGAGCGUGAGACACAACUCAACCCUGGCAACUCACCGGUGGAAGGAAAAAGCAAUCGACAAGGGCGGGGCCAAGACGGAAAGCGUCGGAUGAAGGCCGAGAGUCCAGGCGGAAAUGCGGAGGCUGAAUGUUGUGUGUGGUGUUACGUUCUCAUUUGGUCCGCGUUUCGUUGGCAGGGUAGUUGGAGGUUGGAGAUGCCGGUGCGGUUGGUUGCCCGUCCAUGCCGCCUAGAUCGGCAAACAUGCCGAGGGGGCACAUGGUUAUCUGCAGCGAGGUUUCAAGCUUGGUAGAUAUCCGUGAGAGGGAAAACGUCUAUGGUAUUCCUGCUGUUGUACAAGCCUCGUGUGGUAAAUGGGAAGGUGAACCCCGACUGGUGUUCGCGGCGCGGUGUUUUCGAUUGAACAGUUGA